CUCCAUCCUGAUCCAUAUAUCAGGAUCCCUCUACAACGACACCCCGCUCCACCGGUCUCCCAUCGGCCGGAACAUGCUCUGCGCGUUCGGCUACAUCCUCGCUGGCAGUGGCUGCAGUCUGGUGGCAAUCAAUACCUACCGAUACCGGCACCGAUCCCUAUACCUAGACUCGACACAUCCACAUCCACAUCCACAUCCACAUCCUCCCUCCGUGCCUGUGCCUGUGCCCGUGCCCAUGCCCCAGCUCUUCGACCCCACCCUGAUCAGCGGUCCCGCAUGGACAUGGCUCGUUGUCUUCGCGAGCGUCAUUUUCUCGACAAUCCACGUCUCGGAUCUCCCUGACGUCGGGGGAGAUCGGACGCGCAACCGCCAGACCCUACCCGUUGUUCUGGGUGUCAAACAGACGGCGGUCUUUUCUUCCGUGGUCGUCGCCGCGUGGAGCGUGCUUCUGGGCGCGGUUGCGGCGCCGGCUCAUCCGAGCUGUGCGUUUCUCUGUGUUGCCCUGGGGGGCAUGCGUCUUGGCUUUUGUGGCGUGGUAGUAGGGGCGUGGAUGAGAGGCCUAUUAAGGGGGCGUAUGUCUCUUAUACGGGCUGGUUGGCGUUUGUUGCUGUUUUGCCAAUGUUGCUUCGGUUUUGAAAGACUGCGAGGGAGUCUGGGUCUGCCGACUUUCCCGGGCUAUGCUUCAUGAUGGAGGCACAAUGCCAACCAGGGGACUGAUGAUGGCUACUUUGGUAUUGGAGAGGAGAAGAGAGG
Molecule: messenger RNA, 753 nt
Organism: Aspergillus heteromorphus CBS 117.55
Lineage: Eukaryota; Fungi; Ascomycota; Eurotiomycetes; Eurotiales; Aspergillaceae
Exons: 1
Coding region: 74-688 (204 amino acids)
Cellular component (GO): membrane
Molecular function (GO): transferase activity, transferring alkyl or aryl (other than methyl) groups
Source: RefSeq, a predicted model, not a curated record